Zerene cesonia (dogface butterfly) is the source of this 1757-nucleotide messenger RNA. It is a transcript of the gene Rab7, whose product is annotated as ras-related protein Rab-7a. The record is from RefSeq and is a predicted model, not a curated record. Gene Ontology annotation, cellular component: phagocytic vesicle; lysosome; late endosome. Gene Ontology annotation, molecular function: GTPase activity; GTP binding. The transcript has a single exon. Lineage: Eukaryota; Metazoa; Arthropoda; Insecta; Lepidoptera; Pieridae. Bases 120 to 746 code for a protein of 208 amino acids. Gene Ontology annotation, biological process: endosome to lysosome transport; phagosome-lysosome fusion.
CAGAUGACGCAUUUAUCUAUUCCGUUUAAUGUCAAAAAUACCUUCACAGUUUGGAUCAUUCAGACAAAGAGCGAUAAAUAAUUUUGUUUUUUAAUUGUUAAUAAAUUUCUUUGUGCAAAAUGUCUUCGAGAAAAAAGGUUCUUUUGAAGGUAAUUAUUUUGGGUGACAGUGGAGUGGGGAAAACUUCGCUAAUGAAUCAGUUUGUCAACAAGAAAUUUUCCAAUCAGUACAAGGCUACAAUAGGCGCAGAUUUUCUCACGAAGGAGGUAAUCGUUGACGAUAGAAUUGUCACAAUGCAAAUUUGGGACACUGCUGGUCAAGAGCGAUUCCAAUCAUUGGGGGUGGCGUUCUACCGUGGGGCGGAUUGUUGCGUAUUAGUGUUUGACGUAACGGCUCCGAACACGUUCAAGUCCUUGGAGAGUUGGCGAGAUGAAUUUCUCAUACAGGCGUCGCCUCGUGAUCCGGAAAACUUUCCCUUUGUGAUUCUAGGUAAUAAAGUGGAUUUGGAUAAUCGUGCUGUUUCAGCUAAACGAGCCCAGCAAUGGUGUCAAAGCAAAAAUGAUAUCCCAUAUUUUGAAACCAGUGCCAAAGAAGCUGUAAAUGUGGAGUUAGCAUUCCAAACCAUAGCACGCAAUGCACUGGCCCAAGAGACCGAAGCUGAACUCUACAAUGAGUUUCCAGAUCAGAUCAAAUUAAAUGCUAAUGACAAUGGCCGCAACAGAGAUGGAGAUAACUGUGCUUGUUAGGCUAUUGUUAAAUUUCCAAUUAUAGCAAUACAUAAGUGUCCCACUAUUUUAUAUAAAACUGAUACAUAGAUUAUUAUAAUCAUAAGCAGUUAUUACUUCAAUUUUUGUAACAUCAUGUAAAAGUGUACAGGUGUGAAUGAAACAUUCUCCAUUUGGCUAUUUCUUUUUUAUGCACUUAUAUAUUAUGCAUAAUCUUGCACUUCCAAAUGAUGUGUGGUUAGCAUGGUCACAUAUUUAUUUCUCAUGAAUAAAUUUCCUUCAACCCUGGUACAUAUAUAGACACUAAUUUUUAUCUUGUUAUUAAUUUAUAACAUUUAUAUUGUGUUUGAUUGUUAUACUGAAAAAUGGUAUACACUUUGUAUUUAAAACCCAGUAAGUUAUUGUUAUUGUCAUUCCUGGUAUAAUUAUACAUAAUUUAAUGGGUAGUAUAUUCUUAAAAAUGUGAUAUAUUGAACAUCAUAUUUGCCUAUAAAGAGCCUUACAAAUUGGUUUUAACUAAAUAUUUUUUAAAACAGCAUUGGAUACUCGUUUAAGAUCUGCCAAUGGGCACCUACUCAUUUUAAAUAUAAAUGCAAAUUACAUACAGUCAUGUUUAUCUUAAACACUGAAUAUUUCUGUAUAUAUUUGGAUUUUAUAAAUUAGAAUUAAGUAGUUAAUCAAGUGGUAAUGGUAACAUUACUCUGCAUUUUUAUAAUUCAUAUUAAAAUGGGCACUGUAGGGUAAUUUUCAUAAAUGAUAAAUUUAACAUUUAUUAAGGGUAUAUAUUAUAUAACAUUGCAAGAAGUGUUUGUGUACAGCUUGCAUUAAAGAUUUGAGUGUUGUAGAUUAGCUAUUAUCACCAUCACAGCUAUGGCCUUAGUUAAGAUUGUCAACAUUCAUUUUGGAAUAUAAUAAUUAUAAUUUAUCAAAAGUUAUGGAAACAUAAUUUGGUUCAAAGCAAAAAUAUAAAAUUACGAUUAAAAUUAUUUGAUUUCAUGGCUGCUUUUUUAUGAAAAAUGUUUGUUAUAAAUA